Acanthoscelides obtectus is the source of this 563-nucleotide messenger RNA. The record is from the annotation of a GenBank genome assembly. NCBI's taxonomy places the organism in Eukaryota, Metazoa, Arthropoda, Insecta, Coleoptera, Chrysomelidae.
UUAUCUUCGGUUAUUUACCAUAAUAAAAUAUCCCCAACAAACGGUACUUUACCUUAUUCUGCUACUUUUAUAAGGCAUAUCAAGUGUUGUCCGCAAGCUUAUUACGGUGGAAACUGUGAGUGAGACAUCAUUGUAAAAUGAAGUGCAUAGUGAUUCUCGGAUUUUGCUUAGUGGUCGUUAAUGGUAUGCCUUUUGAGUUUGCUGAAGAUGAAGAAGGACUAAAAUAUUACAUGGUGCCUUUAAGCAGGGAGAGGAGAGAAGCCCCUAAGAUUGACUGGAAUCCGAAGCCGGAAGAACCCAGACUCCGUGUAAAUGGUGAUGCAGGUCAUGGUCCAUCUGGUACAGAUUUUCGCGGAACUGCUGAAUACGACUUUUACAGGAAUAGGGAUCUGACUGUAGGAGCAGGAGGAUCAUAUGGAAGGCACUAUGGAGGACCAGGAGGAACUGGACCUCCAUCAUCUGGAGGGCACGCUUACAUUCGUUACAGAUUUUGAGAACUAAUAUAUGAUCAGUUUACUUUCUUUACUAGAUAAAUAAAGCUUAUGUAAAAGGAAUUCCUAUUA